This is a messenger RNA of Cercopithifilaria johnstoni, 1839 nucleotides long. The record is from the annotation of a GenBank genome assembly. NCBI's taxonomy places the organism in Eukaryota, Metazoa, Nematoda, Chromadorea, Rhabditida, Onchocercidae.
AUGGUGAAGUGCACAAUAUCCAAAAUCUCUUAUUCGAUCAACGAUUCACGUUGGUCGGACGUUGUGGUAGAAUCGUAUGAUUUUAUCGGUGUUACAGAAGCAGCCCAGCCGAUAGAAUCAUGUUAUGAGAGACGGGAAUUUGGUCUUACAUGUACAGUUUGUAAAACACCAAUUGAAGAAGAUCGAGCUGACUUAAUAGCACAUUAUAAAUCUGAGUGGCAUCGGCAUAAUCUUCGUCGGGUCUUGCAAGGACGGCCAGUGCUUACCGAAGAUGAAUUUGAGCAAACAAUAUCCGACAAUAAUCAGCUUAGCCCAUUGGAUACAGAAAGUGAUGAUGAGAUAAUGCCACUUACUGGCGGAGCUCAUGCUUAUUUCAUAAGCGAAGGAACAGUGUAUUCUAUAUAUCGAUGUAUUUUGUUGAAAAAUGAGGUUAUAUCUCAAAAUUUAUUUCAACGUCCAUUAGAUUGUUCUAUUUUGCUGCUUUCUGCUGGCCAUUUCUGCGGCGGUAUUUUCAAGAAUCAUGAAUUGGUUGUACAUAAAAGUUUCCAUCGCUAUGUUGUCCGAGCGAAACAGGGAACAGCACAGUCAAUAUCCGAUGCGCGUGGAUCUGCAGCGAAAAGUGCUGGUGCCUCUGUGAGAAGAUAUAACGAAAAAGCUUUAAAAGACGAAAUUCAAUGUUUGUUGGCGAAUUGGUCGAAGUUAUUGGAACAAAGUCCAUUAAUAUUUCUGCGUUGUCCAAUGUCGCUAAGGCAUGUCUUUUUUGAACAAACGAAAAAUUUCAAAUUAGAAAAAUGUGAUGAACGUUUGAGGACAAUACCAUUUGAAACACGCCGACCAACGGUGGACGAGCUACAGCGAACAUGGUCAAGAUUGAAACUCAUUCGUUCACACGGGUCAAUAGUUGAUUUUAAUGAAGAACAAGAAAGGCUUAGAAAGUUACGCAAGAAUCGGAGACGAUUGUUUCGGCGCAAUAUAUCAGGAGUAAAAUAUCCGUCCAGUGAAUCUUCUCUCGAAUCAGAUAAUAAUGACAACAUUAUUGAUAAAAUGAAGCAAGCUGAAGUAAUGAGGAAUAUACCACAUGAAGAAAACGAAAAUUCGGAACAACAGGAGACAGCAGUGAGUCUUUUGAGUAAGACAAAUGCGCAGGCUUUGUAUACCUUUAUUCGCAUGAAUUCGGUUUCUAAGUUACGCCAACUGCUAGAAAGCAGUGGGGAAAUGAAAGAAGAUUUCUUGAAAUACAUCCGAGAAACGACGUUUCCACCAGCGUCUUCAACUUUUCUACAUAUUGUGGCGAGAAGAGGUACAGUGGAAAUCCUGGAAGAACUCUUAUUGUUAGGGUGUGAUCCAGCGGUGAAAGACAGUGAAGGGAAGGUUCCUUAUCAGGUCGCACAAAAUCGAACAGUUCGGCAAGCGUUUAGCAAAUUCCGUUCCGAACAUCCCGAUACAUUCAACUGGAAUGCUAGCCAAAUACCAGAACUGGCAACCUUGAGUGAAGAGCAAUUAGCGAAGGAGGCAGAGAAAAAACGAAUUCAACGCGAAAAGAAAAAGCAACGGGAUAAAGCUAAAAAAGCUGCUCAUUAUCAAGAGAAGAUAGAGCAGGAACAGCGUCAAAAAUAUUUAGCACUUUCCGAUCGGGAAAAAAGAGCCCUUGCUGCAGAACGCCGGAUUGCUACAUCUUUGCAAAAAUGUUGUCAAAUUGUUGAAAAUGAUGGUGAUCGUUGUUUCAAGUGUGGUGCAGUUCUGGUUCCCAAGCAUUUUGAAUAUUGUGAUAAUCAUUUCUGUUCACUCGCUUGCCUGCAACAACAUCGGCAGGAACAUCCGCCUCAACUUAUAUCCUGA